Thrips palmi is the source of this 1619-nucleotide messenger RNA. RefSeq names its product L-lactate dehydrogenase. NCBI's taxonomy places the organism in Eukaryota, Metazoa, Arthropoda, Insecta, Thysanoptera, Thripidae. Gene Ontology annotation, cellular component: cytoplasm. The transcript has 8 exons. Gene Ontology annotation, molecular function: L-lactate dehydrogenase (NAD+) activity. Gene Ontology annotation, biological process: carboxylic acid metabolic process. The record is from RefSeq and is a predicted model, not a curated record.
CUGCACUGUCGGCCAGGCUGCCCGCGUCCGCCGCGCCGGCCGGGUUAUCGUCAGUCUGGUCGCCGUCAGUGCGAUAGUGCCCGUCGAUCCGAGCAGCAACCCGUCACGACGCGGUCCUAGCGCCCUAGCGCCGCCGCACGCGCACUAAGCACGCACGAGGGUUCGCGGCGCACUGCGGGUUGCCUACCAAGCCGCGGCAGCGAGGGUGGCGCCUUCGCACAGCCUUCGCAUACCCUUCACACGCAGCUGGUGAACGAGCAGACACUCUGACCGGCAAUGAGUAAGAACGGACACGAAGGAGGGCACAGGCUCUCGGAGCAGCUGCUGAGCCCCGUCGUUGACAAGGUGGUGAGCAGCGAGUCCAAGAUCACGGUCGUGGGCACCGGCCAGGUCGGCAUGGCCUGCGCCUUCAGCCUCCUCUCGCAGAACGUGACGUCUGACCUGGUGCUGGUGGACAUGGUGGAGGACCAAGCUCACGGUCGAGAGACGGCCUGCAGUCCCGGCUGCAGCCCCGUUCGAUGAGGCCCUCUUCAUCCCCUUCACCCCGCAGACUACGCGGCCACGGCGGGCUCCAGGGUGUGCAUCGUGACGGCGGGCGCGCGCCAGAAGCCGGGCGAGUCGCGCCUGGAGCUGGUGCAGCGCAACACGGACAUCUUCCGCAGCAUCAUCCCGCAGCUCGUGAAGCACUCCCCCGACACCAUCCUCCUCAUCGUCAGCAACCCAGUGGACAUCCUGACGUACGUGGCGUGGAAGCUGUCCGGGCUGCCGCACCACCGCGUCAUGGGGUCCGGCACCAACCUGGACUCGUCGCGGUUCCGCUUCCUGCUGUCGCAGCGCCUCGGCGUGGCGCCCACCUCCUGCCACGGCUGGAUCAUCGGCGAGCACGGCGACACCAGCGUGCCCGUCUGGUCCGGCGUGAACGUGGCGGGCGUGCGCCUGCGGGACAUCGACCCGUCGCUGGGCAGCAAGACGGACGCCGAGAAGUGGUCCGAGGUCCACCGGCAGGUCGUCUCGAGCGCGUACGAGAUCAUUCAGCUCAAGGGCUACACCUCGUGGGCCAUCGGGCUGAGCGUGUCGGCGCUGUGCCAGGACAUCCUCCGCAACAGCCACAACGUGAACGCCGUGUCCACGCUGGUGCGCGGCCACCACGGCGUCGACGACGACGUGUUCCUGUCGCUGCCGUCCGUCCUGGGCCGCCAGGGCGUCGAGCAGAUCGUCCGCCAGAGGCUCACCGACGACGAGACCGCCAUGCUGCAGAAGUCCGCCACCGCCAUGGCCAAGGUGCAGGAGGGGCUGCGGCUCUUUUGAACAAGUUCCUCCGCCUCGUCUUCACUUCCACUGUCUCAUCUUCUUUCCUGAACCAUUAUCCUAGUUGAAUUUUCCAUUCCGGUUCGUUGGCUACAGUUUGCAGCCAUCAAUCGACCUGUGUGCAGCAUUUACCAGACAGCGGACGGUUAUACUAUUUGUGUAGCUCUCUCACGAUUGGCUUUAACUCGCGCACUCGUAUAGUUAUUUAUUUAUUUGACUGAUUUGUUUUAGGCAUUUAAUUUGUGUGCUAUUGUACUACUUACUUCAUCCUCUGUGAAGGUUAAAAUAAUAAGUGAUAUACCCACCGACGA